This is a messenger RNA of Prorocentrum cordatum, 490 nucleotides long. Lineage: Eukaryota; Dinophyceae; Prorocentrales; Prorocentraceae. The record is from the annotation of a GenBank genome assembly.
GUCACGAACUUCCACGUCAUCAAGGACCUGGGCCCUGGCAACCUGUCUGUGAUUUUUCUGGACUCGAACACCUACAGCUCGGACGACCCGCCGCAGCGCCAGGUGGUCGACGGCGAGGUUGUGGGGGCCGACCCAGCCUCGGACACCGCCGUGCUGCGCAUCCUGCGCAGCGGCACGGAGCCCCGCAUGCAGAAACUGCCCCGGAGCACGUCUGCCCGGCUCGAGGUGGGCCAGACCGUCUACGCCAUAGGGAACCCUUUCGGUCUGGAGCACUCCAUGAGCAAGGGCAUCAUCGCCGGCAUCGCGCGGACCCUGGACAUCGGCGAGCGCCCGAUACGAGGCUGCAUCCAGACAGACGCGACCAUCAACCCGGGCAACUCUGGAGGUCCGCUGCUGGACUCCGCGGGCCGCGUCAUCGGCGUCAACACCGCCAUCCUGACCAACACGGGCCUCUCUGCCGGGGUCGGCCUGGCGAUCCCGAUAGAUCUGG